Molecule: messenger RNA, 714 nt
Organism: Closterium sp. Yama58-4
Lineage: Eukaryota; Viridiplantae; Streptophyta; Zygnematophyceae; Desmidiales; Closteriaceae
Source: the annotation of a GenBank genome assembly
AUGCGGACGCUCGGCAUGUCCAUCCACCCGGCUCCAUGUCCGCUUCCGCAGCCAUCAGUCCCGUCUGCGCAUUUCGAGGGGGCGUCACCCAGUAAUGGUGAGCCCACACCUGCUGAUGUCAGGCCCAAGAAGGAGAAGCAGGAUCUCCCAGCCGCUCCCGUGACUCCGGCACCACAGCCGAUGGUCUCGCGCUCUGCCAGGUAUCGCCUCCGUCCGGGGAUCAAGAAUGCAGGACGGCCCGCGCGUCAGACCAGCAUGCUUACCGUGUACGGUGGGCGGCCUGCAUCCAGCCGCUGGACAGGUGUGAGCUGGUGCGCACGCGGCCGAAAGUGGGGUGUCAAGAUGGUGUGCGGCCCAGGCACAGGUCAGCAGAUUCGGCUGGGCGCAUAUACUGUGGAGCUCGAUGCGGCGUAUGCGUAUGCCGCGGCAGCCUUUGUAAUCAGGCGUAAUGACCACAUCCAGCACGUGAAGGAGCUGACGGACGAGGAGAAGGAGUGCCUGGUGGAGUGUGUUCGCGACGACUUGCGUCAUCUGGUCAAGGCACGGAUGUGGUGGAGGUGGCGUCAGUGGAGGACAGCGCUGGCAGAGCUGGGCAUCGAGCCUGGUACUCCAUGCCCACUGGAAAACAGUGGCACUCGGUCGCCGGACAACAGCAGCAGCGAUGAAGACGUGCAAGACAGGAUGGGUCAUGGUGUGGAGACGGUGUGCGAUUAG